Molecule: messenger RNA, 7044 nt
Organism: Penicillium soppii
Lineage: Eukaryota; Fungi; Ascomycota; Eurotiomycetes; Eurotiales; Aspergillaceae
Exons: 2
Coding region: 1-7044 (2347 amino acids)
Biological process (GO): secondary metabolite biosynthetic process; amino acid activation for nonribosomal peptide biosynthetic process
Cellular component (GO): cytoplasm
Molecular function (GO): phosphopantetheine binding; catalytic activity
Source: RefSeq, a predicted model, not a curated record
AUGCCGUCUAUUGUCAUUGAUGAUGCUGAUCGGCUUCGCCAACUGUGGACGCAGCUGGUGACCGAUGUCACUCCGUCUCACCUCCCAUCCGGUCUCUUCUCCAAGCGAGAGACCAAAUCGACAGUGGGCUGCAUAAGUGUGCCGAUGAGCUUGCCCGCCAUCCAUGACUGUUGCCAAAAGUGUGAUGUAUCUCCAUUGAACGUGGUCCAGGCCGCCUGGACCGCUGUCCUACGCUCAUAUUCUGGAGCAGACAAUGUUAUGUUUGCGGGCAUUGGCAUGAAUCCACGAUCAACCAAGCAUCAAUGGACCAACACAUCAGUGUCCUUGGCUCGGUUGGAGCAGGAUAGCUCCGUUAUAUCUGUUCUCGACACAACCCAGGAAGAAGGCCUGCUCCAAGCUGAGUCCAUGGUCUCCGUCACUGAGGCCUUGCACAUUUUUUCCACAUUAGAACCUAAACCAUGCAAUUCCGCCAUUUGGCUCAAAGAUUCUGAGUCCAAGAGCGAGCUCUCACCCACCGAUGUUGUGAACGAUAAGGCCUUCGACUAUGCUAUUCAGAUCGACUCUUCCCUGUCUCAUCUGGACUUGAUUUUCCACAAACCCACCGUGUCCCGUUCUCAAGCACAUUAUAUCGCCAGUACAUUCACCGAUUACCUCAAGAGUGUCUGCCUGGACCCAUACCAGACGGCAUCGAAUGUGUGCCACCCCAGUGGGUUGGAUAUGCUGCAGAUUGAAACAUGGAACCGCAUCGUUCCAAAGGGAAGCGAUGCUUGCGUCGAUCAGUUGAUUGAGAAAGCUGCCAGAGAAACUCCUGACGCGGCAGCACUGGCGUCAUGGGAUGGAAAUAUGUCAUACUUUGAAUUCAAUCAAGCCGCCAGCAAAUUGGCUUCAUAUUUCGAAUCUGUCGGUAUCCAACGUGGUACGUUGGUCCCAAUUUGCUUCGAUAAAUCCUUGUGGACUAUUGUCACCAUGAUCGCUUUGUGGAAGCUGGGUGCCGCCUGGGUGCCUCUGGACCCAAAGCACCCACGCCAGCGAUUGGAAACAAUUAUCUCCUCAGUGGAAGCGAGCACGGUGAUUGCUUCGGCGUCCAACAAGGACCUUGUGCAGGACAUCACUCCGCAGGUGCUUAUCCUGGACCCCUCCCAAAUUCAGUCUGCCCCUGAUGUUGAAUUCAUCUCCCGUUCACAACCGCAUGACGUGUCAUUCGUCAUGUUCACAUCCGGAAGCACAGGCAAGCCCAAGGGUGUUGUUCAUGACCAUGCUUCCGUCUCUUCUAGCGCACUGAAUCACGCGUCCGCUAUGAAUAUCUCUAAUAAUACUCGCGCACUCCAGUUCGGUGCUUACACGUUCAUUAUCAGCACUUUUGAAAUUUUUACUACCCUAAUUUUUGGUGGAUGUCUCUGCAUUCCGUCGGACCACGACCGACACACUGACAUCCGUCCUGCCAUCCGAUCUUUUGAAGCUAACUGGGCUAUCUUCACUCCCAGCUUUGCCCGCUCGCAACAUCCCGAGGACAUUCCAUCUCUUACCACACUCCUUGUGGCUGGCGAGGCUGUGGCACAGGACAUCAUUGAUCGCUGGGCACCCGUGGCCCAAUUAAUUAAUAUCUAUGGCGCCUCCGAAUGCAGCGUCGUCAUGAUUGGACGCAUGGUGGCAGACACGCCGAGAAGCUGCAUCGGUAGAGCCACCGGUGGCCUCUCGUGGCUUGUCGAUGCCAACGACCAUGACCGGUUAGUUCCCAUUGGCUCUAUCGGCGAACUCGUCAUCGAAGGCCCUAUUUUGGCCCGUGGAUAUCUCGCGGACCCGGAAAAGACACAGGCCGCCUACAUCGAAAACCCGAAGUGGGCCUGCCAGCCCGAGGUCACUCGGCGGUUUUACAAAACCGGCGAUCUCGCUCGCUACGGUGACGAUGGUCGGGUGCACUUGAUUGGACGCAAGGACUUGCAGGUGAAGAUCCGUGGUCAGCGUGUCGAGUUGACUGAGAUCGAAGCCCACAUGCGUGCCAUCAAUAGCUCAGUCAAGACAGCGGUCGCCAUGGUUCAUCCAGGAAGCAAGUCAAUGCUUGCCGCCUUCAUUUCCAACCAGAGUGGAUUUGGGCCUGAGUUCCCCCAUUCUUUCCAUUCUGCCCCAGAUGACAAGAGCUCUGUUGUGUCUCUGGCUGCCCAGAUGAGCCAGCAGCUCACUCAACAGCUGCCGCCAUACAUGAUUCCCUCGGUUUUCCUUCCAUUGGCCUUCAUGCCACUGACGGCCUCGGGAAAGACAGAUCGCCGCCUCAUCGCCUCAUUUGGCGACAGCCUGACAUUGACUGAACUGGCUGUCGUGGCUGGUAACGGAAGUGUGACCGAUCGCCGCAUGCCCACAACAACCACGGAAAUGACUUUGCGCCAGAUCUGGGCUGACAUUCUCCAUUGCCCAGUCGAAGAGAUCGGUGCAGAAUCCAACUUCUUCCACCUGGGUGGUGAUUCUAUUGAGUCCAUGAAUCUCACUCGCCGAUGCCGCGCUGCUGGCUUCCAGCUGCAGGUAGGCGACAUCCUGGGCAAUUUGGUGCUCAGUGACAUGGCCAAGGUUAUGGUUCCUAUUCGAUCCGUGGACAUCCCUGUGGCCACACCGUUCGAGCUGCUUGGUGAGGACGCCGACGAGAUUCGCUCCAACAUCAUUUCGGCCACCGGCAUGCCCUCCAAACUUAUUCAGGAUGCCUACCCUUGCAGUCCCCUGCAGAUGGGUCUUAUGGCUCUGUCCAACAAAAUCCCUGGCUCAUACAUUGCCCGUCAUACUUUGGAACUUCCCAGCAGCGUGACCGUUGCCCGGUUCAAGGAGGUUUGGCAGACGAUCGUCGACAACAACGAUGUUCUCCGCACUAGAAUUGUGGAGACCGAUGCGCACGGCUCUGUGCAGGUGGUGAACCGCGCUCCGAUUUCCUGGGCUCAUGAUACGGACUUGGCCAAGUACAUCGAGUUGGACGAGAAGAUUCCCAUGCAGAUUGGGGAUGCCCUUGCCCACUACGGUAUCAUCGCUGGCCCAACAAACAUUUUCGUGUUAACCAUCCAUCACUCCAUCUACGAUGGUAUGUCGCUGGAGAUGAUUUUCAAUGAUCUUGUUCAGGCAUUUGAAGGUGUCUCUCCACCUGCUCGUACCCAGUUCCGCGAUUUCAUUAAGGAGAUCACGGAGAAGAACAGCGAUAAGGCCACCGAAGAGUAUUGGCGCUCCGAGCUUUCCGAGGGUGAUAUGACUACAUUCCCAACUCUCCCCUCGGCUACCUACCAGCCGCUAGCAAACGAUUCACUCGUUCACACUCUCCAGCUGAACCGUAAAGGUCCGUCGGACUUCACCAACGCGACGCUCAUCCGUGCGGCUUGGUCUUUGGUGCAGGCUCGCUACUGUGACGCCCCUGAGACUGUCUUCGGUUGCACCUUGAGUGGAAGAAACGCACCUGUGCCUGGUGUCGAGGAUAUCGUCGGCGCUGUUAUCGCCACAGUUCCCAUCAAAACUCAAAUCAAUGGAGAGCAACCGGUUGAUGAGUGGCUCCAGCAGAUCAACUCGCACUCAGUCAAAAUGACCCCGGCACAAAACUAUGGCCUACAGAAUAUUGCCCGUGUCGCAGAGGGGGCCGCUGCCGCUUGCAAUUUCCAGACAUUGCUUGUUAUACAACCCGCCAGCUCUGUCGCCGAGUACAGCAUCAUGCAACCAUUCUCUGCCCCCCAAGCCAAUUUCAGCACUGUGGCACUCACACUUGAGUGUAGUCUGGCGGCUGACGGAAGCAUCGAUAUUCAUGUUCACUUUGAUAAUGCUGUUCUGUCUCGCCCUGAGGUGAUGCGCAUCGUGCGCCAGUUUGAGCAUGUCUUGCAGCAACUUGCCUCAGCGCCCACAUGCAAGUUGUCUGACAUUCAGAUCAUUAGUCCGCAAGACAUGGACGAUCUCUCUCAGUGGAACAGUCACAUGCCCGAGACUGUAAAUGACUGUGUUCAUCGUCUUAUCGCGCAGAACAACUUCUCUCAGCCUCACGCCCCGGCCAUUUGUGCUUGGGAUGGUGAGUUGACUUACACUGAGCUGGAGAGUCUGUCGUCGAAGCUAGCUGCCCACCUCAUCAAUGCUGGUGUUGGGCCCGAUGUCUUUGUCCCGCUUUGCUUCGAAAAGUCCAUGUGGACAAUCGUUGCGAUGCUGGCAACGAUGAAGGCUGGCGGUGCCUUUGUGGCCAUGGAUGCGUCCCAGCCCAUCAGUCGCAUGCAGAACGUGAUCAAGGACGUCAACGCUCAGGUCGUCCUCUACUCCGAGGAGCAGCUCAGCCGCGCCCCCGGUCUGGCGGCAAAGGCUAUUGCAGUCGGUCCAGGAAUGCGCGAGCUUAACACCCCUCGGACACCUCCUACACCUGUCGGCCCCUCCAAUGCCGCGUACGUGAUCUUCAGUUCCGGCAGUACGGGAGCGCCCAAGGGCUCUGUUAUUGAACAUCGUGCCUUCUGCACUGCUGCUAUUUCUCAAAAGGAAGGACUUCAGAUGGGUCGUCGCGUCCUGCAGUUCGCAUCCUACGCUUUUGAUGCCAGCAUUUUGGAGAUUCUUUCAACCCUGGUGCAGGGUGGUUGUGUUUGUGUGCCCUCCGAAUCAGAGCGCCGUGGCAACAUUGCCGAGGCCAUUGCUCGCAUGGAGGUCGACUGGGCCGUGUUGACACCAUCCUUCGUUAACACAAUCGACCCAAGCACCGUUCCAACUCUGAAGACCCUGGCUCUUGCUGGUGAGGCCAUGAGCGCAGCUCACGUUGCCGCAUGGACCCCAUACGUUCGAUUGGUCAAUGGAUACGGGCCAUCCGAGUGCUGUGUGUGCACCACGUCGAACCGAAGGGUCCUUCCCGGGACACCGUCCAACAACAUCGGAACUGCUGUUGGCUCUGCAAGCUGGAUUACUGACCGUGAUGAUCACAAUAAGCUUGCUCCAAUUGGUGCCAUCGGUGAGCUGCUUAUCGAAGGUCACAUCCUUGCCCGUCACUACCUUAAUAACCCGGAUAAGACCAACGAUGCUUUCAUUGAGAGGCCCGCGUGGCUUCCGUGGAAACGAUGCCAACGUCUUUACAAGACCGGUGACCUGGUCAAGUAUGCUGCUGAUGGAUCCAUUCUCUUCAUCGGUCGCAAGGACACCCAAGUGAAGAUUCGUGGCCAGCGAGUCGAAUUGGGUGAGAUUGAGUACCAUCUCAACCUCCCGGCCGAGGUGUCGCAGUCUGUGGUCUCAUUCCCCAAACUUGGCCUGUACGCCCACAAGUUGGUUGGAAUUCUCGAACUCACGGCCACUGUCGGCACAGAAUUGAGUCCCGUUCCCCAACCCGAAUUCCAGCGCUCAGGCUUCCAGCUUUCUGCCCUCACUCACAGCCUUUCGGAGACCUUGCCUGUGCACAUGAUUCCUGUCAUUUGGAUCGUGGUGCGCAAGAUCCCCAGUUCUUCCUCCACGAAGAUCGAUCGCAAGGUUGUGGACCAAUGGCUCUCCAAGCUUCCUUCCGACUUCGAGCCCACCCUGGGAAUCACACGCGAAGGUCCAACAACCUCCGCCCUUCGGGCUAAUGAAGACAAGGCUCUCGCCAUAAGCAAAAAAAUUGAAAGCCUCGUCAACCGCGAGGACAGCCCUCUGCAUGGCCGUGACUUCAACAUCUCGUCUAUGGGUAUUGACUCUGUUCAGGUUAUCAGCUUGGCCAGCUUCAUCAAGCAAACCUAUGGCGUCAAAGUCGAUGUGUCACGCGUUCUCGAUGGCCAAAUGACCGUCCGCGGAUUGGCUGCGUUCAUCAAUGCCGAGCUCACAGGUGCAGUCCAGGAUGUGCUUCCCGCAUUCGACGCUAUGAAGGAAGCCGCCGCUCUAGUCAAGGAUAUUGUCAAGAACUCUUGUUCCAAGAAGACAGUCUUUGUUACUGGUGCGACCGGGUUCUUGGGUACCCAGAUUCUGCGACAGCUGUGUGACCGCCCCGAUGUUGGACGGGUGAUUGCGCAUGUUCGCGCCAAGAGCCCCUCAGAUGCAUUCAUUCGGGUCAAGGACGCCGCUGUGCGCGCCCAGUGGUGGUCAGACUACUACUUGACCAAGCUUGACGUUUGGUGCGGUAACUUGGCCUUGCCUCACCUGGGCUUGAAGCCUAAACAAUGGGCCUCGUUAAGUGGUGAGAGCCCCAACGACGGUCUCGUCCAUGCCAUCAUUCACGCUGGCGCUGCUGUCAACUGGAAUGCCGGAACUGAGAUCCUGCGUGCCGCCAAUGUCAACUCUACGGCUGAGCUCAUUAAGGCGGCCAUCAGUUCCCCGGCCCGUCCUCGUCUCUCCUAUGUGUCCGGUGGCUCCCGUUGGAGUGUUGGAGAGAACGACCAGGACAUUGCAAAUGAAAUUGCGCAUGCCAACGGAUACGCUCAGACCAAGUACCUGUCGGAGCUAUUAGUCAAACAAUUUGCCGCCUCACACCCCAACCAGUUCGCCAUUAUCAAGCCCGGAUUGAUCCUCGGAACGCCCGAGGAGGGUGUGGCCAACACUGAUGACUUUGUCUGGCGGUUGGCAUCCGGAGUCGUUGACGCAUGUGCCUUCAGCGACGAUUAUGCCGAUUCGUGGAUGUAUGUCACCAGCAGUACCCGUGUGGCCGAAGAGACCAUCCAGCAAGUCUUCUGCCCUCCUGCAAUGAUGAAGACUGUGACCCACAUGACGGAGGGCAUCACUGAGCGCGAAUUCUGGGAGAUUUUCCACGGCGAGCUCAAGUACCCCCUGCGGAAGGUGGACCACGAUACUUGGCUGGAGACCAUGCGCAAGUCAAUCCAAAAAGACACAAGCUCCCAUCCUCUGUGGCCCGUGUCGCAGGUAUUUGACGCGCUGCAGGGUCGUCUCGGUGGUGAGCCAUUGCAAGACGCGAGCAUUGUCUCGCCAUCUCAAAAGCAGCAUGUCAAGGCUACCAUCCGCCGCAAUGUUCAAUUCCUCGUUGAGGCUGGCUUCAUUGCCAGCCCGACGGGCAAGAAGAUGAAGUAUAUGGCUGAUAAGGUGUUCAAGCGAUCUGGAAAUGUAUGGGAGAAUGUGAAGAGGAUGACCAUCAGUGCACACUGA